Molecule: messenger RNA, 1272 nt
Organism: Leptidea sinapis
Lineage: Eukaryota; Metazoa; Arthropoda; Insecta; Lepidoptera; Pieridae
Exons: 6
Coding region: 123-1037 (304 amino acids)
Cellular component (GO): extracellular region
Molecular function (GO): chitin binding
Source: RefSeq, a predicted model, not a curated record
AUAAAGCAGGAGAAAGCACGCCGAUGGCGCAGUGUUCCCCGUGCAGCCAUUACGUUCUGUUUCGCGCGCUUUUAUUAUUUAAGUGCAAUAAUUAAAGUUCGGAUAAUUUGCGUGAAAUAAAAAUGAAAAUGAGGUGGGGUUUCUUAAUAGGAUUGAUGGUUGUGAGUACCGUGUGGGCUUCAGAAGACGACGUUCCUGACGCGAACUUUGACGAAGAUGAAGAACUGCCUUUAGAUGAAGAGGAGUCCCGUAACUUGAGACCGCGAGCAUACAAUCCGUCAUCGUACCCGAACACGUUGCCAAGCGGCUUCCGGCCCACGCCGUCCCUGGCUGAGCUGGCGGGCUACCAGCAGCGACCCCAGCAAGAGCAACAGCAGUUCAUCGUGCCCACGCGCCAGGUCUACGUCGAGGAACAGCGGCAGCAAGCGCCCGUCAGACCACCGCAUAGGAAGCAACAAGAACAGCGGCCAGCGAAACUCCAGCAACAGGAGGAAGAAGAACUAGAAGAAAAGGAAGAACCGGAUCGUCUUUCGCAAUUACUGCAGGAGUCGAAAUUCGAAUGCGUGAACAAGAAGACGGGGUACUAUGCAGACCAGGACCUCGGCUGUGAGGUCUUCCACUACUGCCAGGACAAUGUCAAGCACUCCUGGAUAUGCCCAGAAGGAUUCACUUUCCAUCAAGUUCACCUGAUUUGUAUGCCACCAACCCAAGAAAAUAUUUGCCAAAAAUCAUCUGAUUACCAUUACGUAAACGAGUACUUGUACAAGCCCAUCAACGAAGCGGAGGUCCAGAAGAAGCCCAGCCUCGCUCUCAAGUACUCCGACAGGUACUACCCGGCUGAGGUCUAUAGGGAUGAUCGCUUUGACGAGGAAGAGGAAGAAGAGAAGCAGCUGAGACGUCCUCAGCAACAACAGUUACAAGAGCAUCCUCUACAAAGACCUCAGUACCAGCAACAAAAUAUAUUCAGAUCUGCUGAAGAGGUGAACAUUCCUCUGGUCCAAAGACGUCCACAGCGCCCUUAUGAUUUCGAGCGUUAAUUAACUUUAAGUAGUUAAUAUUCCAUCUUGGUAGUUUUAACCCAUUACUUUAUAAUUCUACCAAAUGCUUAACGUUAAAGUUAAAUCUCUACUACUCACUGAAACUUAGUUAAGUUUCGAUUAAAUUACUUAUUUAUGACACUGUAAAAUAAAGUAUUCUAUCUGAUUUAUUUAAGUUACAAAUUAGUUGUAAGCUAGUCUGCUAGAGCUAAGAUAAUAAAAUUAAUCAUAAAAU